CCUCCUCCUCACGAAACCGCCGUUCCUCCGUCGAGAGCAGAGUUUUCUUGGAGAAGAUUUCUCGAGUGAUUCUUGGUUCGCCGGAGAAGAAGAGGUGGAGAUGAACCAUAGCAGGGCGGGCGCCGCGGAUGGCGCCGGCGGCGCGGGGGAUAUCGUGGAGGCCGGCGCGGAGGGUCCGCCGCCGCCGCAGAGGGAGAGGCUGGUGCCGCACAGCGGGCCCCUGAGCAAGAGGUCCGGGAUGAGGAAGAGCGCGAGGUUCGCGGAGUCGGUGUCGGCGCCGCUGUCCGCGCCGUCGGGCGCGCCGGCGCGGCGCGGCGGCGGCGGCGACGACGACGAGGAGGACUACGUAGAGAUCACCCUCGACGUGCGCGACGACUCGGUGGCGGUGCACAGCGUGAAGCCCGCGGGCGGCGCGGAGGACUCCGACGUCACGCUGCUGGCGCGCACGCUGGAGAAGCGGUCGUCGUCGUUCGGCCACUCCGUCAUCCGGAACGCCUCGUCGCGGAUCAAGCAGGUGUCGCAGGAGCUCCGCCGCCUCGCCUCCGUCAACCGCCGCGGCGGCGGCGCCGGCGGCCCGCGCAUCGACCGCUCCAAGUCCGCCGCCGCGCACGCCCUCAAGGGCCUCAAGUUCAUCAGCCGCGCCGAGGGCGGCGCCGGCUGGCCCGCCGUCGAGAAGCGCUUCGACGAGCUCGCCAAGGACGGCCUCCUCCCCCGCUCCAAGUUCGGCCAGUGCAUCGGGAUGAAGGAGCUGGAGUUCGCCGGCGAGCUGUUCGACGCGCUGGCGAGGCGGCGGAACAUCUCCGGCGACAGCAUCAGCAAGGCGGAGCUGCUCGAGUUCUGGGACCAAAUCUCCGACACCAGCUUCGACAGCCGUCUCCAAACCUUCUUCGACAUGGUUGAUAAGAACGCCGACGGCAGGAUCACAGAAGAGGAGGUCAAAGAGAUCAUCACGCUGAGCGCGUCGGCGAACAAGCUGUCCAAGGUGCAGGAGCAGUCCGAGGAGUACGCCCGCCUCAUCAUGGAGGAGCUCGACCCCAGCAACCUCGGCUACAUCGAGCUGUACAACCUGGAGAUGCUGCUGCUGCAGGCGCCGAGCCAGUCGGUGAGGAUAGGGACGACGAACAGCCGGAACCUGAGCCAGAUGCUGAGCCAGAACCUCCGGCCGACGGCGGAGCCCAACCCGCUCCGGCGGUGGUACCGCCGCGCCAGCUACUUCCUGGAGGACAACUGGCGGCGCGUCUGGGUGCUCCUCCUCUGGCUCGCCGUCUGCGCUGGCCUCUUCUCCUACAAGUUCGUCCAGUACCGGCGGCGCGCCGUGUUCGACGUCAUGGGCUACUGCGUCUGCGUCGCCAAGGGCGGCGCCGAGACGCUCAAGUUCAACAUGGCGCUCAUCCUCCUCCCGGUCUGCCGCAACACCGUCACCUGGAUCCGCAACCGCGCCGCCGUCGCCCGCGUCGUCCCGUUCGACGACAACCUCAACUUCCACAAGGUGAUCGCCGUCGGCAUCACCGUCGGCGCCGGGCUCCACAUCAUCUCCCAUCUCACCUGCGACUUCCCGCGGCUGCUCCACGCCACCGACGCCGAGUACGAGCCGAUGAAGCCGUUCUUCGGCGACCGGCGGCCGCCCAACUACUGGUGGUUCGUGAAGGGCACCGAGGGGUGGACGGGGCUCGUCAUGCUCGUCCUCAUGGCCGUCGCCUUCACCCUCGCCACGCCGUGGUUCCGCCGCGGCCGCCUCCGCCUCCCGCGCCCGCUCAACCGCCUCACCGGCUUCAACGCCUUCUGGUACUCCCACCACUUCUUCGUCGUCGUCUACGCCCUCCUCAUCGUCCAUGGCCACUACCUCUACCUCACCAAGGAUUGGUACAAGAAAACCACGUGGAUGUACCUGGCGGUGCCGAUGUGCCUGUACGCGUGCGAGCGGCUGACGAGGGCGCUCCGGUCGAGCGUGCGGCCGGUGAAGAUACUCAAGGUGGCGGUGUACCCCGGCAACGUGCUGUCGCUGCACUUCUCCAAGCCACAGGGUUUCAGGUACAAGAGUGGCCAAUACAUCUUCGUCAACUGCGCCGCCGUCUCGCCGUUCCAAUGGCACCCAUUUUCAAUCACGUCGGCUCCACAGGACGACUACGUCAGCGUCCACAUCAGGACGCUCGGUGACUGGACACGGGAGCUUAAGAACGUCUUCUCAAGGGUAUGCCGGCCGCCGACAGAGGGGAAGAGCGGGUUGCUCCGAGCGGAGUACGACCGCGACGGCGCCAUGACCAACCCAAGCUUCCCGAAGGUGUUGAUCGACGGGCCGUACGGGGCGCCGGCGCAGGACUACAAGCAGUACGACAUCGUGCUGCUCGUCGGGCUGGGCAUCGGCGCGACGCCGAUGAUCUCCAUCAUCAAGGACAUCAUCAACAACAUGCGGCAGCUGGACGGCGACCUGGAGAACGGCGGCGGCGACGCGUCGGUGCCGUCGUCGUUCAGGACGCGGCGGGCCUACUUCUACUGGGUGACGAGGGAGCAGGGGUCGUUCGAGUGGUUCAGGGGGGUGAUGGACGAGGUGGCGGAGACGGACAAGAAGGGGGUGAUCGAGCUCCACAACUACUGCACCAGCGUGUACGAGGAAGGGGACGCCCGGUCGGCGCUCAUCGCCAUGCUCCAGUCGCUCAACCACGCCAAGCACGGCGUCGACGUCGUCUCCGGCACCCGCGUCAAGACCCACUUCGCCCGCCCCAACUGGCGCAACGUCUACAAGCGCAUCGCCCUCAACCACCGCGACCAACGCGUCGGGGUGUUCUACUGCGGAGCGCCGGUGCUGACGAAGGAACUGCGUGAGCUUGCGCAAGACUUCUCGAGAAAGACGUCGACGAAAUUUGACUUCCACAAGGAGAAUUUCUAGUUUUCUGGAAGAAUCAAAAUUCAAGUUUUCGCACUACGGUGUUUAGUACAUACAAAGUUCUAUACAUAUGACAAAAUAUGACAUACAUAUGAAACUGUAGAGGGACUAGAUCAAAGUAGGUAUUGCUUGAUUCUGGCCAGUUUGGUCAGAGAAUUUCAUCAGUUUUUUGCUCUGGAAGAAUAAUCCAAUGCCCCCUUGUACAGAUCUUCUCCCAGAUAUACUUUUGUAUUACUUAGACUAGCCAAUUUGAUCAAUCAGCUUCUAUCUAGUAGCUUGUAGAGAGUUUGAUGGAGGCCUAAUCAGGUCAAAACUAUCAACAAUGUUUGGCAAGGACAAGAA
This is a messenger RNA of Oryza brachyantha (malo sina), 3226 nucleotides long. Its product is annotated as respiratory burst oxidase homolog protein B. The record is from RefSeq and is a predicted model, not a curated record. Gene Ontology annotation, molecular function: peroxidase activity; calcium ion binding; NAD(P)H oxidase H2O2-forming activity. The transcript is spliced from 10 exons. The coding region runs from base 101 to 2887 and encodes 928 amino acids. Gene Ontology annotation, cellular component: plasma membrane. Lineage: Eukaryota; Viridiplantae; Streptophyta; Magnoliopsida; Poales; Poaceae.